GCAGCCGUAUGAUGCAUCGAUCGACCGUGCAUCCAGAAGCCUCUGCUUUUCGCUGGACCUACAAAACUGAGGCGGCAGUUCCACUGCGUUCCACAUAGAGUGCGUUGCUAGGCACCUUUUCUUUUCCCUUGCGCCAAAGCACGACAAGUCACAUAGAUUCACACCGAUCCUUUUUUUUAACGUUCAUAAAUACUCACAGCCAAGCAACAGAAAAUAAAACAUACAAUUGAUUCAUUUUAGAAAAGGUGGGAGAGAUGUCGUGGGUGCAAGUGGAGUGCAGCAACGGCAGCCGCUACGCCGCUCCGUCGCAUGGCAGACCGCUUCCCAACUUCAGCGGAGCGGCGCAACUCUUCCAGCCCCCGUUGAACCUACGAGAGCUGCAAACUGUCGAUUUGAUGGAGAUAAACGGCGGCCUUGAUUCUGAAAGGAAUCACGACGAUGGAGUCCGAGUGACGGUUGUGGCGGGUCAGCGGGACUUGGGCGGCCACUUUGGGAUUACAACGGUGAUCGUGGGUGGUGAGCAAGAAGAGUCGGAGGAUGAAACCCGUGGUACCGCCCAAUCUUCCGAACAGGCGAGUAGCGCUUCAGGAGGGCUGCAGCGACUUCUGGAGAGAGUAUUCGCUCUUCUGACCACCACGAAUGAUCGCGGUGUUGCGAUACUGCUGGAUGCGCUCUGCACACGCAGCCCGCUCCCCCUCACGGCAGAGGCCGCAUCAAGGGCAUCUGUUGUGGUAGAGGAUGACGGAGGGUCGCAUGUGUCGACGGUGCUGCGGCAAGCACGCGCACAGCUCCCCGACGGUGACGCGAUCCCGAAAGGAAAUGCAAAAGCAUCAAAUCAACGCUUCCUGCGACGCCUCACACAGGUCGGGUGUGCACCGUCGUUGAAGCAAGAAAGCGCAUCCCCGUUGCAGCUUCUCCCUCCCAACUCGUUGACGGUGGCCGCCAAAAUUCAAAGUGAAGGUCCGCAAAGGGCGGAGACAAGGAAGGCUGCACCGUCUCAACCCCUCUCCUUCGCCGCCGCUGUGCGUCGUCGAUCGCUGCUCUUCUUUGUAGAGAACAACGUUGUGCCGCUCAGCGUCCUGACUUCGCACGUGUGCGCUGUGGAAGUUCCUGAAGGACAUAAAACAGCCGCCGCUGCGGUUGGCGCCUCUGACAUUGCAAGCGGGAGUCCGACCACCACCACCGCAUCAUCAUCAGCAGCAAAUUCAUCCACCCCAAUGCUUGCCGAUACGCUUCUCCACUCGCUUGCUCGGCGUGUGGGCAACGCUUCGCGGAAGCACACAUCCGCGCUGACGGAGUUGCAGCUGAGCUGCACGUCUCCCUUGCGCCGUCGACCCAGCAAAGCGUUGGAACGAAACCCCACGUGGGCUGCUGCCGCACAAUCCGCAGAGGAAAGCGGCCACCUGCUUCUUCUCAUCUUUCUACGCCUACUUGUCCAUCAACCGUUGACGCCGACAGAUGCGGCGCAGAUGGAGCGCAUCUUGUUGAAAGGCACGUGGGACACGGAAGCACUAUCUGACCCGAGCUCUUCCCUAGCGCCCAUGUUGGCUGCCUACUCCCCCUCCGGUCUUCUCAUCGCGUCUGCUUCUUUUCGGCGUGCUCUUGGUCACGAAGAGUAUAUGCUGCUCUCCGCUGCUGCCAUCGAUCGCCUGACCCGCUUCACGCCACCACCACCUUGUCAUGAUACUGCUUGUGGAAAUGGACGCCGUCGCUGCGCAGACCUCCUUCGCUGGACUUCGUGGCCGAUGCGCGUAGGUGAAGCGAUACGAACGACACAGCAGCCGUCGCCGACGGCUUCUAUUGUGGAUGUUCUGCUGCUCACCGUCGGCGAUGCCUUAGCCAUCUGCGUGUGUUUUCCUCGCGUUUCCUUCAACGGCGAGGAGGAGGUGUCCCCUGCCGUAGCCACCGCCCUCUCUUUCGAAGGAGUGCAGCAGCUUCUUGAGCGUACUGUGACUAUCGCAGACGAGCGCGACUCCGCCGGACGACAGGGCAAUACGCCGCUGCUGCCGCUGCUCCGCUCAUCAUUGAUGGACUCUCUUGUGCACGCAUGCGCGCACAGCACGGCGCCCUACACACCUGCCUUCCAUGACGCCCUUUUUGUAGCCACCGCUGUGGAGGAAGCGUUGGGCAGUCUUCACUUCAACGAUGGCACUCAUUCGUCUGCACUCCUGUGCGCAGCCAACACGGGGGUGAAGGAAACGGUGAUGGGCGAACUCCAUCGUCUCCUGCACGGCGAAGCACAGUCGUUAAAAAAAGAUGCUUCGCACCUGUCACCUGAAGCUCAAGCGCAACUACCACCACUACCACAACAACAACCACAGCAGCAGACGCCGCUUCCCAGUCCCUCCGAAGCGGCGCUGAGUCGUGCUGCGGAACCACCGGCCGCGGCCAUCCGUACUAAGUCGCGCAGCGGUCUGCACAAGUUAUUCGCCUGCCUCCCGCUGCGAAGACGCAGCAGCCGCAACAGGGCGGGAUCUCUGUUGGACAGCAGCGCCUACACGACGGAGUCGCUGCGGCGGACGGGCGUGCACAUUCAGCGCCUUGAGGGUCCGAACACCACGGCAUCGUCAACGCACAAGUCUGUAGAAAAGAAUCAGCACUCCGAUGCGUCACGCGCCGCCGCCGCCAUGCUCGAGCUGCCGCUUGAGUGCAUGCUGUGCUGCGUAGCUGCGUUGGUCACACGCAACGAGUUGGGUGCGCUGCGCCGAAUGCACGAGUUGGGUCUGCACUCCUUCUUUUAUCUUCAGCAAAACGUUGUACCUUGCAUCAACGGCAAAAGCGCUAAGCCGCCCCUUCCAACGCGGCGAAGUACACCAAUGGCAUCAAGCAGCAACGGCGUGGGGCAUGAUUUAGUGCAAGGAGGCACCACCCCUUCUUCGCUUUCUUCUGUCAGUCCUCGCUUUGGUAUUUCGUUUACGCGGCUCUGUCUGCAGCAGCCGCAGUGUCCGUCCGCCAUCCUGCCGGAUGAGUGGCGAGGCGUCGAAGGCAUGCGGGACGGCGAAGGAGGUGAGCUAGCCUUCAUGGAGGACCCAACGCUUACCUUGCGGCUUUCUAUCAAGACACCAUCCACCGGAGAGCACGACCGACGCACGCAGCAGUCUGCCGCAGUCACCGUGCUGCCCUGCUGGUCGAUCCUUCACCUAACGCCUGUGGAGCUCCCCGAGGCGUCAAGCGACAGCGCAGGAAACAGACAAGACGAAGACACGGAUUCUCUAGAUGGUUCGCUCUCCAGUGUGGCGGACAACGAUGGUGUGCUGGGCUCCUGCCCAGCGAGUGUGCACGAGGAUGCCCAACUGCUGACGUCCUUUUGUUACGUGCUCACACGAAAGCUCCAUCGGCGUGCUAUCUGGUCGAGGAAUCCACCAGCGGUGAGGGCGAUAAUGGGCAGUACGAGUGCGCGGGGUCGCGGCGAAGGCUUCUCACCAACUCGGCCAACAUUUUCCUCCCCUUCUCCCGCCCUCGUUUCUGCGCUCUCGGAGACCGAAAUGGGGAGCCCAACGGCCGACAAAGCGUGGGUGGAUGUGGCAGCGGUGAUGAACAUUUGCGGCGACAUCACAGGCGAAAGGGCAGAAGCCCUUUUGCACGCGUUGCAGAAACACGGCUUGCCCAAAAAAGCGAAGGCAACCGCUGAUGGCAAAGUCGAUGGCCUGCGAGCGCCGACAGGGGAUGGCGAUCCGAUUGAAUACGAGUACGUCGCUGGUGCCGGUGCGAAGAUGAAGGAGCUGUUCCGCGAAGCAUUGGUGUGUCAGGAGGCGGCCUUGCUGUUGCUCGAAGCCGCAUCUUGCGAUUAA
This is a messenger RNA of Leptomonas pyrrhocoris, 3791 nucleotides long. RefSeq lists its product as hypothetical. The record is from RefSeq and is a predicted model, not a curated record. The coding region runs from base 255 to 3791 and encodes 1178 amino acids. NCBI's taxonomy places the organism in Eukaryota, Euglenozoa, Kinetoplastea, Trypanosomatida, Trypanosomatidae. The transcript has a single exon.